UAUCACGCCACCCAACUUGGAAACUCAUUUUUUGGCUUCUGAUGAUAGUGUCUUAAAUAACACCAUUGAUAACCAAAACCAGUCCGAAACAAUGGAAGAAGCACAAGCUGCCGACAUUGAUUUGGAGACCAAUACAAACCACCCAGAUCAAGAUCAAGUAGUCCGACCUCCUCGACCACAACGUGAGAGACGUGUCCCCCAAAGGCUUGAUGAUUAUGUUUGCACCAUGCCCCAGUCUGUUAUGCCUAUGCAAGCUCCAUCUCAAUCAACUAACUCAGGUGAUCCCUAUGCUUUAUCUAAUUGUGUCUCUUACAAUUCUUUUUCAUCCACUCAUCUUAGUUAUCUAGCAGCCAUCUCUUCCGUAGAUGAGCCUAAAUCCUUUUCUCAGGCCAUUAAAAAUGAAAACUGGCGAAAAGCAAUGAGGCAAGAGAUCAAAUUCAAGCCAGAUGGAACUGUUGAACGGUACAAGGCUCGCUUAGUAGCGAAGGGAUUCACUCAAAUUGAAGGGCUUGAUUUUAAUGAAACCUUUGCUCCUGUUGCUAAAAUGGUCACUGUGAGGACAUUACUAGCUCUUGCUUCAAUUAAGCGCUGGGAACUGCAUCAAUUAGAUGUCAAUAAUGCUUUCUUGCAAGGUGACUUACAUGAAGAGGUAUACAUGAAAAUACCACAAGGUUUUACUUGCAACCAGAGCAACAAAGUUUGUAGGUUGCGGAAAUCACUUUACGGACUACGACAAGCAUCUAGGAAUUGGUUUGAAAAGUUCACAACCUCUCUUGAAGCAGUUGGGUUUAAGCAAUCAAAGGCAGAUUAUUCCUUAUUCACAUUGGCCAUUGCUGAUAGUUUUGUUGCAGUAUUAAUUUAUGUUGAUGAUAUUGUCAUCACUGGCAAUGAUGGAGCCAGAAUUGCGACCUUAAAACACUAUCUUCAUUCUGCAUUUUCUAUAAAGGAUUUGGGUCCCUUAAAAUAUUUUCUUGGAAUUGAGGUAGCUAGAACAACAGAAGGGAUAGUUCUGAGCCAGCGAAAGUAUGCUCUCGACAUACUCACGGAAUCAGGCAUGCUUGGGGCAAAGCCUAGUUCCUUUCCCAUGGAACAACAUCAUCGUCUCGGGCUUGCAUCUGGUUCACCUAUACCAGAUCCUUCACAAUACAGGAGGCUAGAACACUUUGAUGCAGCAAUGAAAGUGUUACGUUAUGUUAAGAACUCACCGGGACAAGGGAUGUUACUCUCCUCUUCCAGUCAUCCACAUCUUGUUGCUUAUUGUGAUGCAAACUGGGCUGGUUGCCCACGAACACGGCGCUCAACAACAGCUGAGUAUAGGGCCAUGGCAUCAACUGUCAGUGAGCUCACUUGGUUAAAGUCCUUGCUUUAUGAUCUUGGGAUAUAUCACUCGAAGCCAAUGACAUUGUUUUGUGAUAACCAAGCUGCCUUACACAUUGCCAAUAAUCUUGUGUUUCAUGCGCGCACAAAACAUAUUGAGAUAGAUUGCCAUUUUGUUCGUGAACGCAUUCAAAGGAAGGAGUUGCUCACGGCUCAUGUGCCUUCUCAUUGUCAACUAGCAGAUUUGUUUACAAAGGCAUUAGGCAAGGAACGACUUCAUUUCCUAUUAUACAAGUUGGGCAUUAGAGACCUUCAUGCUCCAACUUGAGGGGGAGUAUAGCCGGAUAUCAAGGAGAUGAAUAAGGAAAUCAAUCAAUCAACAUUAAUCUCUGAUAUUUUGCUGGUCAUACCAAUAAAUGCAUCCAUACCAGUAAAUGCAUUCCCUGUAU
This is a messenger RNA of Rubroshorea leprosula, 1766 nucleotides long. NCBI's taxonomy places the organism in Eukaryota, Viridiplantae, Streptophyta, Magnoliopsida, Malvales, Dipterocarpaceae. The record is from the annotation of a GenBank genome assembly.